CUGUGGAACCGGUGCGGGACAUGGCGGGGCACCGCUUACCGGGCGUGUUACCGGGCUUGCUGGCCGUGCUGCUGGGGGCCGCCGCCGCUUUCAACCUGGACCGAACCUUCCCGGUGCUCAAGGAGGGCGCGACCCCCGGAGGCUUCUUCGGCUUCUCGGUAGCGUUGCACCGGCAAACGGAGCGGAGGGAGCGGAGCCUGCUGCUGGUGGGGGCCCCCCGAGACGUGGAGCCGCUGAGCAGCACCCGGCCGGGCGCGGUCUACGCCUGCCCCCUCAGCCCCUCCACCAGCGACUGCCAGCGCCUGGACAUCGAGCUGAAGAGUGAGCCGGACAAGGCCAUCAUCGAUGACAUGUGGCUGGGGGUGACGGUGGCCAGCCAGAGGCAGCCGGCUGGCAGGGUCCUGGCCUGCGCUCACCGCUACACCAGGGUGCUGUGGUCGGGCAGCGAGGACCAGCGGCGCAUGGUGGGCAGGUGCUACGUGCGGGGCAACGACCUGCGGCUCAACCUCAGCGACGAGUGGCAGACCUACCACAACGAGAUGUGCAACUCCAACACCGACAACGACGACACCGGCAUGUGCCAGAUGGGCACCAGCGCCGGCUUCACCCCCAACAUCAUCUACUUCGGCGCCCCCGGCGCUUACAACUGGCAAGGCACUGCCUACAUGCUGCAGAGGGAGAUGUGGGACCUGCACGACUUCUCCUACCCCAAGACCAAGAGUGGCAACACCUACAUAGGGUACACGGCGGAGGUGGGCAGCGCCGUGCUGCAGCGGGACACGGUGACGAUGGUGAGCGGCGCUCCUCGCUACAACCACACGGGCGCCGUCUACCUGCUGAGCCGCAGCCCCGAGCAGACCCUGCAGAGGAGCCUCCUCCUCCCCGGCCACCAAGUUGGGUCCUACUUCGGCAGCGCCGUGGCCCUGGCAGACCUCAACAACGACGGGUGGCAGGACCUGGUGGUGGGGGCCCCCUACUACUUCCAGCGGAAGCAGGAGGUUGGGGGUGCAGUCUAUGUCUACAUGAACGAGGUGGGGGGCUUCCAGCUGGAGCCCAGCCUGGUCCUCACCGGCCCCAGCUACUCUGCCUUCGGCUUUGCCGUGGCCAGCAUCGGGGACAUCAACCAGGAUGGCUUCCAGGACAUCGCCGUGGGGGCUCCUUUUGAGGGCCCUGGCAAGGUCUACAUCUACCACAGCAGCGCUGAAGGGCUGCAGGAGAAACCCCGGCAGGUGAUCAGUGGGGCAGAGCUGGGCCCUGCCAGCAUGAGGACCUUUGGCUACUCGCUGAGCGGGGGGCUGGACCUGGACGGCAACUCCUACCCUGACCUGCUGGUGGGCAGCUUGGCCGAGAGGGUUGUCCUGCUCAGGGCUCGUCCUGUGAUCAACAUCCUGGACAAGACCUUCACAGUGACCCCCAGCAAGGUGGACCCUGCCCGCUGCACUCCGGACUCCUGCGUCACGGUGACCUUCUGCUUCUCCUACGAGCAGAGCGCCGCGGACCCCAAGUACCAGGAGCAGAUCACCCUGGAGUACAUCCUGGAGGCCGACAGGGACAGGCACCCCCCCAGGGUCAGGUUCCUGGGCACACACUCAGCCACCUUCCGUGGCACCCUCACCAUGCCUGGCACCCGCUGCCAGGCCAAGGAGCUGCUGCUGCUGGACAACAUCCGGGACAAGCUGCAUCCCAUUGUGCUCUCCAUGAACUACUCCCUGCUGGAGAAGCCCAGGACCUUCCAGCUCGGGCCCCACUCCCUCGACUCCUUCCCCGUCCUCAACCAGGACCAGGCCCACGAGAACGAGACCAAGAUCGAGUUCCAGAAGGAGUGUGGCUCCGACAACAAAUGCUACAGCAACCUGCAGCUGCAGAGCGGCUUCGUCACCGACCAGAACCAGCCCCUGCCCAGGGUGAACGGGAGCCAGGUGCUGCAGUACAGCCGGGACACCAGGAAGCUCUUCCUCAGCAUCAACAUCACCAACGUCCCUAGCAGCCCUGCCAACGGGGAGGAUGCCCACGAGGCUCUGCUCAACGUCACCGUGCCAGCCAGCCUCCUGCCCUCCUCCGUGCGCCCGAGUGGAGCCUGUACCUUCGCAGAGACAGUGCUGUGCGAGCUGGGCAACCCUUUCAAGAGGAACCAGAGGGCAGAGCUGAUCAUCACCUUCGAGGCCAUCGGGAUCAUGCUGGACACUCGGGAGCUCGCCGUGUGGCUGGAGCUGUCCACGCAAAGCACCCAGGAGGACCUACAGCCUGUGCUGGUCAAGCUGCUGGUGGACUACAGCAUUCAGUCCUCACUGACCAUAGCCUCCUCCCACACCCAGUCACACUUCAGUGGGGCAGUGGUGGGCGAGUCAGCCAUGAGGAAGGAGCAGGAUGUGGGCAGCCCUCUCACCUUCGACUUCCAGGUGACCACCAAGGGCGAGUCACUGGGCAACCUGGGCACCAUCCUGCUGGGCUUUGAGUGGCCUUAUGAGAUCCCCAAUGGCAAGUGGCUGCUGUACCCCACCCAGAUCCUGGUCAAUGGCAACGAGAGCUGCCAGCCCCCCGGGGGGGUCAUCAACCCUCUCAACCUCACCCUGCUGGAGGAGCAGGAACCCUCCCGGCAGAGACGGGAGCUGGAGCCCCCCGAGGCAGGAGAGCCUCCCCUCACCCUGGCCACUGCCAAGAAAGCCAAGUCAGAGGUGGUGCUGAGCUGCUCCGAGGGCACCGCUCGCUGCAUCUGGUUCGAGUGCCCCCUGCUGCACACCCAGCACCCCACCAGCUUCAGCCUCCGUGCCCGUGUCUGGAACAGCACCUUCAUCGAGGAGUACCACGACUUCGACCGGGUGAAGGUGUGGGGCACGGCCACCCUCUUCCUCCGCAGCCACGUCCCCACCAUCAACAUGAGGAACCACACCGUGAGGUUCUCGGUGGACGUGGACUCGGAGCUGACGGAGGAGCAGCCGGCGGAGAUCGCGCUCUGGUUGGUGCUGGUGGCGGUGGUGGCCGGGCUGCUGCUGCUGGGGCUGAUCAUCCUCCUGCUCUGGAAGUGUGGCUUCUUCCGGAGAGCCAACACCAGGGCCAUGUACGAGGCCAAGGGGCAGAAGGCGGAGAUGAGGAUCCAGCCCUCGGAAACCAAGCGGCUGACGGACGACUACUGACCGGGGGGGGGGGGUCACACGCAGCGCUGCUGCCCCCCCCCCGGGGUGCCCGCACCCCCCGCUUGUGUGACUUCUUCCAGCGGAGCCGUUACUACCGGAUCAUGCCCAAGUACCACGCGGUGAGGAUCCGGCCGGAGCAGCGCUGCCAGCCCGGUGGCCUCCUGCCCCGCCGGCGCAAGAAG
Dryobates pubescens (Downy woodpecker) is the source of this 3316-nucleotide messenger RNA. RefSeq names its product integrin subunit alpha 3 (gene ITGA3). Gene Ontology annotation, molecular function: integrin binding. NCBI's taxonomy places the organism in Eukaryota, Metazoa, Chordata, Aves, Piciformes, Picidae. Gene Ontology annotation, biological process: integrin-mediated signaling pathway; cell adhesion mediated by integrin; cell-matrix adhesion. The record is from RefSeq and is a predicted model, not a curated record. Gene Ontology annotation, cellular component: integrin complex; external side of plasma membrane. The transcript has 26 exons. The coding region runs from base 21 to 3134 and encodes 1037 amino acids.